This is a messenger RNA of Brassica rapa (field mustard), 1706 nucleotides long. Its product is annotated as probable inactive serine/threonine-protein kinase fnkC. Lineage: Eukaryota; Viridiplantae; Streptophyta; Magnoliopsida; Brassicales; Brassicaceae. The record is from RefSeq and is a predicted model, not a curated record. Gene Ontology annotation, molecular function: protein binding.
CCGUAGACUACGUUUAGUACAUUUUUUAUUCAGUUGGGUUCAAAUUUAAAACAUUGAGAAUGGAUGAACAUUCUAUAGAAUUACGAAUUUACGAUUUAUAUAUUAAUUACCACCCCUAAAAGAUUAAUCUAGUAGGUGAUGGCAUUAAAGUAGUAGAAAAACCACAUGGGUUUUGUGACCACCAAUUUUAUAACAUUUAAUUAAGGGUUUCUGACCACUCGUCCGGUAUAGAGCCGGUUUUGAAAGCUACAGAUAUUUCAAUUUUUAAUUCGCCAUGCAAAACACGAGGGAAUAAAAACAGCAUUUAUCAAGCACAGUUGUCAUUUGUUAUCUUUAGCUUCCCAAUGCGUCUCGAAGCAUCGUCCUCUCAAUAUAUAUACAAAUUCUCGCUAGUUUCUGUUCUGCUCACUUCAUUCACAAAGUUCUUGCAAGAUGACGAGUCACUACAGAAAGACCAUCUCUAUUGUUUCUCUCUUGUUUUGUCUCUUCAUCACAUCUGCGUCUGCACGUUCCUUCAUACGUCAAUACACUGAUGACUUUAACACAAAUCUUCAGCAGGAGAAUGGAGCAGGACCAAACCCAAACCUGGGAGAAGCGAACUACGAAGACAAAUAUCAAGAGAUCUCAUCUCGUGAUUAUAAAGUUUCAGCUUCAAACGCAGUGAAAGGUCUGAGAGAUCGUCCUCCAUCGUCUUACAUUCUCAAGAUGGAGUCUUUCAACACUCUCCUUAAGUCAAACUACGCAGAGAGAUACGAGUCUCGCCCUUUUGCAGUUGGUGGAUACAACUGGACACUUGUCGUGUACCCUAACGGGAACAAGAAGGACAGUGGUUCAGGGUACCUUUCUCUUUACGUAGCCAUAGACAACUCCACUCUCGUCGGUGCACAGCAAGAAGUUCUAGCAGAUCUCAGGUUUUACGUCUUCAACAAUAACGAGAGGAAGUACUUCACCAUCCAAGAUACUACUGUACGGAGAUUCAACGUCUUCAAAACAAUGUGGGGAUUCUCUCAGGUCCUCCCUGUUGACACCUUCAAAGAUACAAAAAACGGAUACCUCUACGAUGGAGAUCACUGUGAGUUUGGUGUUGAUGUGAUCAUUCCUUCUAUAGCUGAGAACUCAGAACUCUUCUCCGUCACUGAGAAGUUCUUUAACCCGACAUCCACCUGGACAAUUCGGGGUUUCUCCACCCUGCUUAAAGAUAGUUACCUAUCAGAUGUGUUCUCUAUUGGAGGAAGAAAUUGGAAUAUACAAGUGUAUCCAAAUGGUAGAGGCUCGGGGGAGGGAAAGUUCAUAUCCAUGUUUCUUAACCUUAACGAGAAGGAGAAACUCAGACCCUAUGAGAAGGUUUAUGUUCGAGCUAAGCUUCGGGUUCUUAACCAACGGAAACUCAAUAAUGUCCAAAGGCAGCUUGAUAGUUGGUAUAAUAGAGCAGUAGCUAGCUGGGGGUUUAAUCAGUUUAUAUCUUUUGAUGAUCUGAGAGAUUCAUCAAAGGGUUUCCUUGUGAAUGAUGUGUUGAUGGUUCAAGUUGAAAUGGAGGCUGUUUCUUCAACCAAGUACUUCCCCUAGUUAAAUUAUCUCUAAGCCAAUGAACUUGGAGCUCCAUGCUUUUUGCUUGGUUAUCAACCACCUAAUAAUAAGAUUCUGUGGGUUUGCUUCUGAAAUAAAUGUGUUGUUUUUUUUUUAAUCUCAAAGUCAAUAUCGAACUA